This is a messenger RNA of Wyeomyia smithii (pitcher-plant mosquito), 2468 nucleotides long. It is a transcript of the gene opa, whose product is annotated as pair-rule protein odd-paired. The transcript is spliced from 3 exons. Lineage: Eukaryota; Metazoa; Arthropoda; Insecta; Diptera; Culicidae. Gene Ontology annotation, biological process: regulation of transcription by RNA polymerase II; central nervous system development. Gene Ontology annotation, cellular component: nucleus. The record is from RefSeq and is a predicted model, not a curated record. Gene Ontology annotation, molecular function: RNA polymerase II cis-regulatory region sequence-specific DNA binding; DNA-binding transcription factor activity, RNA polymerase II-specific. The coding region runs from base 472 to 2229 and encodes 585 amino acids.
UCGUUCGCUCAAUAGGAUACGGGGAUUCCUGUAGUGAGGUCAAAUCUUGAUAGAAUUUUAAAGUUUAGUCCCGCUGCGUGUGUCGUAUUGUAAACACCAUACUGCUGUGUGGCUCUCACAGCGCGAUUUCGGACAAGCCACUCGGUAUUCGAACCCAGCACCCGUGAGUGUGUCAAUGUGCAAUUACAGCCUGCGGCCUUCGGAGAUAUCGCGAGGUGAUCACUCAGCGUGAAGUAAGAUUGAUAAGUGCUUUCGUGCGUUCGUGUCGUGUGCGUUUGUUAGUGAAAAAUACUGAGUUUGGUUGAAAAGUUUGAAGCAAAAAUGCAGUGACAUGUUUUAAAUACGUUUUUAAUGCUGUACUUAUCACGCAAGUGAGUCGUGUAGAGUGUAGAGAAACAGAAGUGCGUUGAUACCUGCCAAACAAGUGUGUUAGGUGUCUAGUUUUCGGUUUUUAUCUAUUCCGGGUCCAGAAUGAUGAUGAAUGCUUUUAUGGACACAGCAUCGACGGCACAUCACUCACAUCUGGCAACGUUCGGGAUUAAAAUGUCUCCAGACCAUUUGGAGCAAAGUGACGUAGAAACCACUAGUACCGGAAGUAUGCUGCCACCAGCGGUGGGAAGUGCCAACACGCCAAGUGAUAUGCUGUCAUCGCAGUCCUUCUAUCAAUCAUCGGCGAAUGCUAGCAGUACUUACAACACCCAUCAUUUAUCACCGCCUUCGCACAUGAGCCACAUGGCCCCGUACCACCCGAGGGACUUUCUUGCGUUGAAGCGUGACAAUGAUUACUUUAGUUCCUCGGCCGCCGGUGCCACCGGUGACCCUGCCUCGUUGUUCCAUCAUGCCCAUCCUGCCGUGCAUGACAACCUGAACCAUCACUCGGCCACGUCCCUCAGCAACCAUCACUUCCACCCCCAUCAGAUGCGAAUGGGCCUGUCCGCGGAUUAUGCCCAUCCUUACCACCAGAGUAACUAUCCCUCGGUACAUCACCAGCAUUUGGCCAACCUGCCGGUCAACUCGGGCACCUCGGGGGCGUUCUUUCGCUACAUGCGUCAUCCACCGUCGAUCAAGCAGGAAAUGCAAUGCCUUUGGGUCGAGCCGGAACUCCCGCCGCACCAUCUGGGGCUCGGUCUGACCGCACUGAGUGCGGCAGCGGCCGCAGCCGUUACGGACGGCAGCCGCAAGACGUGCAACAAAAUCUUCCACACGAUGCACGAUAUCGUCACGCAUCUCACGGUGGACCACGUCGGCGGCCCGGAGUGUACCACCCAUGCCUGCUUCUGGCUCGGUUGCACCCGAAACGGGCGUCCCUUCAAGGCCAAGUACAAACUGGUCAAUCACAUCCGGGUGCACACCGGCGAGAAACCGUUCGCCUGUCCGUUCCAGACCUGCGGCAAGGUGUUUGCCCGCUCGGAGAAUCUCAAGAUCCACAAGCGGACCCACACUGGUGAAAAGCCGUUCAAGUGUGAACAUGAAGGGUGUGAUAGACGAUUCGCUAAUUCAUCAGAUCGAAAGAAACAUUCACACGUCCAUACAUCUGAUAAGCCGUAUAACUGUCGUGUUAAUGGUUGUGAUAAAUCUUACACUCAUCCAUCAUCGCUGAGGAAACACAUGAAGGUCCACGGAAGUUUAGGAGAGAAGUCCCCAUCGCACAACUACGACAGCGACGGCGAAGAGUCCAGCUCGGAUAGCAUCAUAACGGGUGGAACGCAGACCCCGCCGUCGAUCAGCCGGCUGCACGACAGCCACAACUCGAGCAAACUGAGCAGCGAAUCGAUCAACAACAACAAUAACAACAAUAGCAACAACAACAAUAACACAAAAUCCCCAUCUUCCACUCACCUGCUGUCGCCAAUCGGCGCCUCGACGACGUCCUCCUCGUCGAACAGUGCCCUGUCGCAUCUCAGCCAAAAUCAGCACCACAAUCUGCACCACUCGCACCAUCAGCACUCGCACCACCACCACUUGCAGAACCAUCCGAGCAGUUUAGCGCCACCGCAGCUCCAGCUGACCCCGGCUUCAUCGGUGUCCCCACAGGCAACGGCCGCCACUGCAUCAUCCAUGCUGGUUGGUCAUCACAACCACCCUCUGCUCUAUCAUCAUCCGCAACAUCACCCGAAUGAUUGGUACUCGGCAACACCGCCCUCCGGGCCGGACACGAUGAACCAUCUGAACCACUUCAGCCACCAUCAUCAUCACCUGGUGCACCACGGGCCAACGACGGCCUAUUGAGAGCAACUGCUGCUCGAUGAGCUCUGUUUCAACUACUGAAACAGUGGCGGCGCUGCCCGAGGCGUCCCUGUUGCUUGGAUCGCUCCACACACAAUAGGCAUUUGUUUCAUCGCGCAAGCUCAUCAUCAUCGUCAUCUCGAACCUGUUUCUCAAUGUACGGACAUAUACGUAACUUUAAAGCAAGCCAAAAAACCAUACUAUAAAUAUAGCUUUUACUUACAACAAGAAAAAAAAAACAA